Molecule: messenger RNA, 4279 nt
Organism: Sebastes umbrosus (honeycomb rockfish)
Lineage: Eukaryota; Metazoa; Chordata; Actinopteri; Perciformes; Sebastidae
Product: amphoterin-induced protein 3-like
Exons: 2
Coding region: 441-1826 (461 amino acids)
Molecular function (GO): protein binding
Source: RefSeq, a predicted model, not a curated record
CCUUAAACUUGGCUGAAGAGAAAGGCGAAAGCAUUGUUCCUCGAGCGCCUCGGGAAGAGGAUCUGAGGAGAAGAUAAGGAUUGGACAGCGAUGUUAUGGGUAUUCGUUGAUGGGAUGCAACUUUGAAGAAGAAAAAAAGCGCAGGAAAGUUGGAGUCUCGUGUUGUCGCUAAGCAGUGUGGUUUGAAGUGGGGUUUUUUUUUUUGGAGGGGAGAAAGGGAUUUAAGUAAGUGAGCCAAAUUGCUCACUCGUCUGGAAGUGGUGUGAACUUUUCCCCUUCAAAUUCAUACAGACUUACAAGUCAGUAGUGGAAAAUUUGUUUGAAAAUUGAUCUCUGAUAAUGUUCAACUUCAAGUCGUCUGAUAAUAACGGAGAAGAAACAUCUUUUUAAGGGAGAGCCGGAAGGAAUUAGAAACCUUGACGGAUCCGACUUCCAGCAACAUGACCUCCUCUGGACUGUAUCCAGGCCCUCUGCUGGUGCUGCUCUGUCUCCUCCACGGCUCUGAGGAGAUCUGUCCCUCCGUGUGCCUCUGUGUAUCUGACACAGUGAGCUGUAGCUCCAGCGGUCUGACCAAGAUCCCUAUGUCCCUGCCCUCCUCCGCCGUCACCCUCGACCUCAGCCACAACCAUCUGUCCUGGCUGGGUCCGGGCAGUUUCAGGAGGAUGCUCCGAUUGGAAAACCUCCGGAUGGCCCACAACCAGCUCGGCUCCCUGGGCCACGGAGUGUUUCGCAACGCCUCCGGACUCAGGCACCUCGACCUGUCCUCCAACAAGUUGAAUGUGGUGGAGCAGCACUACUUCCAGGGGCUGUGGAGGCUGGAGGAGCUCCUUCUCUUCAACAAUAAGAUCACGCAGGUGGAGGCCGGCACGCUGAGCGGCCUGAGCAGCUUGAAGAAGGCCUACUUCAGCAUCAACCAGAUCACGCACUUCCCGUUUUUCUCCAUCCAGGACCACAGCCACCCUUUCCUGACCAUGCUGGACCUCUCGUCCAACCGUAUGAGUCGUCUGCCGUGGGAGGACGUGAAAGCUUUGCCCCGGCUGGUACAGCGGGGGCUGUACCUCCACAACAACUCUCUAAUCUGCGACUGCUCCAUGUACAGCAUGUUCUGGCACUGGGAUCUGCGGGGUUAUGACUCACUGAAGGACUUUAGGGAGGAGCACACUUGCACCAUCUACGGGAACCCACGAGGGUCCAUCCGGUUCCUGCGGCAGACCCGCUUCUUCCACAACUGCACCGUGGAGAGAGCCGUCUCGCUGCCGGUGACUGUGCUCCUCUCGGACGUGAUGGUUUUCGAGGGAGAAAGAGUGCGUUUAGACUGCCAAACGUCCCUGAGUAGCACAAACCUCUCAUUUACAUGGCUCUCCCCCAGCAAGGGGUACAUCGCCCAGACUAGCAUAAAUGACACACUAAUUAGCCUGUUUCCUAAUGGUACCUUGGAGAUCCACGCAACCAAGGUCAAUGACUCAGGUUUGUACGUGUGCACAGCUGUGGAUAUUAAACAGGCACUGAACGCGACCCGGGAGGUGAAUGUGACGGUGGCGCUGCCUGCGGCGGUGUCAUUCAACACCGGCUACACAACGUUGCUGGGCUGCGUGGUGACCAUGAUCUGCAUCCUCAUAUACCUCUACAUGACUCCUUGUCGCUGCAGCUGCUGUAAACAGCCCAGACUUCCAGCCAUCCCAAUUGCGACCUACGACCCCAGCACUCUUACUUCUGUUUUCUCCCCCUCCACAAGAGACCAGAACAGAAUCCAAACUAACAAGCACGUAGCAUUCAUGGAGCCGAUGCUGAGUGAAGAAGGAACAGAGUGGACACCUGAAAGUUGAUGGCGAACAAGGUUUUUUUUUUCUUUUACUUUUUUUGAGGUGGAAACUAAAAGACCUCUGGACAAAGCAAAACUCCUUACUCAGGAAUUAGUGGUUAGCUGCAAUGAAAAGUGAGUGGUGACACUGCAAAGGGGGGGAAAAAAAGAACAUCAUGUCUCUUUCCUGACUGCCAGCUGCAGUUAAAAAGCCUAUUGAACAAAAAAAAAAAAAGCAAUAUCUCCUGUUCCACUGCUACUCUUCUCUGUCAUUUGAGCCCAGCAGUCGAAAUGAAAGUUUCAGCGUUGGUUUAUUACCCUCAGUGUACUGACAUUGCUAAAUCACAGUAGAGCCAUUAUCAGCCCUAAAAAUCAGCUAAUAACUUCUCUGUGUACUCAGGUACGGCACUAGGGUGGGGGAAUAUUUCUCCCGGGAUCAGAGAGUGAAUCUGCCUCACUUUUUCACAGAAAGUGUUUAGCGAGGAUUAAAAGCCCCGGAAAAAGCGCUGUAAGUUCGUGACUGUGACGGACUGCAGGGAGGAAGUUCAGCCUGUGUAUCUUGGUUGAGUUGAAGUGCUCCAUAAUUAGUGUGGUAGACAAAGGCAGUGAAGCUGAAGAUAACUUAUAAUAUACAGCCCAUAUUUCUUAUAAUAUGUAGCUUAGACACAAAGCACCUAAAACUCCUGAAAGUCCUGAAAACUUCUGUUCCCUGUGUUGCUAAUAAAGGAUUUGUUCCCUUUAGAUCAGUUGCCUGCUCUGCUGAUAUAGUUUUGGUUUUGAAGGAAAUUUUUAGCGAAUCUACUACUAUCAAGAGGAAUUAAGAUACAGCAAGAAAAGCAAUAAAUAUGUCAGUGCAGAAGCCAUAGCUUUCAGCAAACAUUUAAAAACCUUAUCUAGCAGAAAACAGAGGUGCAUCCUGCAGUGAUCCAUCAUUCAUAGCCUAUACUGUUCAUAAUACCUCAUAUAAACCUGUUGCAUUAAUCCGCCAGCCAAAAACAAUGACUCUCUAUCUGUGCCCUGCUUAUCUGGCAAAUAGCGAAGUACAGAAAUCAGGAGUGUCAACAAACCCAAAACAAACAGCAAUUGGACCGCUCUUCAAAAGACAGCAUCUCUUUGAUCGAACGCAGCAGAGCGCUGUGAACGCCGCGGAACAAACACAACCACAAAAUUUGAACUGAAGUGACAAAUACUUCAAGCAGCUCUGACGCAAAAAAAAACCCCGAAGGGCGCAUUAGUUUGUAUAGCUUUCUUUUUUUUUUUUUAAUUCAGUGUAACAUGCUUCAAAAUGACAGAAUUACACACUGCAACGCCAGAGAUGAAAGAUGCUGAGGAAGGACUUGCCAUGAAAGAACAUAAGUGUGUGGGAUGGGAACAUUAAGUCGAUGACAUGAAAGACCAAAGAGAGCAUAUGGGAGGGUGGUCCGGGGAUGAGGAGAUAUUUAAAACCUGAUGAGACAAACAGUUCCCUCACAAGAAACAAAUCAAUUUCUUUAUAUCCGUGCAUCCACAAUGUUUGGAGAUUGUAGUUUAAUCUCAAUGCAAACACCGGCUAGGACUAUGGAUUGCAUCGAGAUUAAAUAGGAUUAGAUGUAAUCCUUCAUAUAAUGUCAAAGAGAAGUUGUCAGUAACCACGCAUCUCACAAAAGGAGAGCAUGUCGUUAGAGGAGGGGCCUUUGAUUAUUUCUAAAUCCUUAAUUAAAACUUGACUCCUUUCAAGCCCCAGAGGACUAAUAUAGUUGCACAACUUGAAUGUAAAUUCGCAGACAAAAACGGUGGAAAUCUAAAAUCAAAUGGGUAGCCGUGCAUGCAACUGGGACAGACUAGCUGAGCUUCAUCACUUUUAACCUCUCGGGGAUUAAACAAAAAUCCGUUAGACUAGGAGAGCACUGUAUUGUGAUGCACCACUCUGUUUAAUCACACCGACUGGUUAUAUUUAGCAAAGUUUUCACAGUAGUAGGCAAAACAUUCAAACUGCUGAACAAAGAUUAUGUAACACGGCGCUAUGUGUGUGUGUGUGUGAUGUAACGUCUAGUAUCAGAGACGUGACCCGUUGUUUUUCAGAGGCGGUGUAUUAGAGACAUUACAUGGUGUGAUGACUUGGGGUUAGGUUUUAGGAGAUUACCUCCAGGAUAAAAACCAGGUGCUUUGUCAAUUUCAGUGUUUUUAAAUCCCUCUAAUCUGGUUCCGCUCUCUGACACAGCUGGGUUGGGAUUUAUUGUCUCUGAUAUGAUUAGCAGACGGGUUAAAACAUCGAGGACACGAUGUGAGCGUUUCUAUUCAAGGGCUUUCUAUUUCACAGGUUACCCUGGUUAUGUAACCGCGUUGCUGAUUUAGGGAAUCAAGCUCAGUGUAGGCAGCAUGUCAGAGUUACAAUGAGAGAAGUUACUAUCCUGAUGCCAUUUGGUAUCCAGCGUUUUAUUUUAACCUUGUGACAGCAAGUACUUCACGGAUAAUGGGAGGCCUCGGCAGUGCAUUUUG